AUGGCAGCCAAAUCAGGGUCGACGAUUCCGCUAUUCAUAUUUUUAGCCAUUGUGCUCCUUUUCCUGCCUUGUGCAGCCCUUGUCUUCCUAUGCCUUCGCCGGAGACAACGAAGGAGGAUCGACGAGGAAUCGAGAAAACCAGCUAUAGACGCCGUGGCCGAGAACAUGCCACCCUGGACGACACCCGUCGAGCUGGGUGACAUCCAACCACCACCACCAGUGGCAACGAUUCGUCCCAUUCGCUCUCUGCAAACAUCGAAGAACAAACGUUCCCCCCCGGUGCCCAGUGCCACUAAUAGGACGGACAGUCCGUUCAACGACCCCCGCAAGCCAACGAUUCGGAUCGCUGUCCCGAAGCCGACCGGGCCAGGCAAGGGACGCAGUGUCAAGGGGCAGACGACGGAGUAUCUUGCAGCAGGAAAGCAAUCACCCAGCCCGUAUGAGGAUCCCGCACAUUCUCCGAUCUCGUCAUACACUGCUCGCUACAACCUCCACGCGGCACUGGUGAUGGAGCAAAGUUCUGCGGUGGUGGGGACUGCUGGAGAAAGAUUGGCCUCCCUCGGCGACGCGCCGAGGGUGAAGAGCCAGGUCGUGAAGCCUGAGCACGCAACCACGGCGGCGCUUGAGAACGCUCACUUCCCGCCUGUGCCUGAUAUCGAUGCGGCGUGCGAUGCACCCCGACAGGUGCCUCAGGGGUGGGUGUGA
Messenger RNA from Fonsecaea erecta, 705 nucleotides. RefSeq lists its product as hypothetical. The record is from RefSeq and is a predicted model, not a curated record. The transcript has a single exon. Lineage: Eukaryota; Fungi; Ascomycota; Eurotiomycetes; Chaetothyriales; Herpotrichiellaceae. The coding region runs from base 1 to 705 and encodes 234 amino acids.